ACCUGUGGGCUCCGGCAUCCGGAGCCCUUCUGCAUCGUGAGCCACUUACAGGACAGACUGCAAGAGCCGGUUGGGAAUCCGCUCCUUCUCACGCCUGUCUAGACUGCUUCCUGGCCGGUGGACGGAGCCUUGGAGGUCACACACGGAAGCGGGGCAAAAGUCACUUGCGUCAGAUUCGUGAUGGUUUCACGUGAUUGAAGGUUCUGCUGCAACCCAUCAGUGGCAGAUGGACUCUGGGGGUUUCGCUAGAAAUCUUCUCAACAUACAUUACAUGGUUUAUUUGUUACGUUAAGGCAUGGAUGGUAAAACCAGAACAUUACUCCCUUCUUCUCAUGCUCUAAUUGAAACUGGUAGUUUAGCCAUGUUAGUUGUCAUGUCUGUUUUUGUUCUUUAAAAGUUUUCUGUGGACUGUAAGAGGAAAAAAUUUUGUUGCUUAACUCCAAACAUAGACGCUCUCCUGAGGGUUACACUUCUUACCCACCCUGUAUAAGAAGCAAAAAUUAAGAACUGAAUGCUUGAGACUCUUUUGUAAAAUAAAAUGAAAAAAAACUAUAUAAACUAAAUAAAUAAAAUUAAAAUAAAACUAGUUUUUCAAAGUCGCCUUAAAAAUAACUUAAUCACUCCAAGAGCCAUUGUUUAAAAAAGGAAAAACAUCUAGCAGGAGCCAGAUUGCAAACAUACUCAGAGGAAUCUGUGAAGUGGUCUUUGCGUCUGGGACACAGAUGAGUCUUUGUUCUUCGAACCAGCCAACCAAGCUCUGCCAGCAUGGGAGUUUACUUGAGGGUGUAGACUGUGCUCUCCUAAAUUGUGUAUUGCUUCAGCGCUUGCAUACAUGGUAGUAUGAGCGCUUAUUUGUUGGGGGCUGGAGACUAAGUAAAGACUCAAUGUCCUGUUCUCUAGCGUCAUUUGAAAUAAUUGAAUAUGGUCUUUGUGAUUUCGUUGGGAAUGAAAUUCUUCCGCCCUCCCACCCACUCCUUUAGGAUCAGAAGAAGUGCUUUGUGUGCGACUCAAGGGAAAAGUACGACGAGAGGAUGAAUCGCACUAACAGCCACAGAGUCGAGAACGUUGUGACAACGUUCGCCCCAAACCGCCUGAAAACCUGGUGGCAGUCAGAAAAUGGGUUGGAGAAUGUGACCAUCCAGCUGAACCUGGAGGCCGAGUUCCACUUCACACACCUCAUCAUGACUUUCAAGACGUUCCGCCCAGCUGCUAUGGUGAUUGAGCGGUCGUCGGACUUUGGAAAGGCAUGGCAGGUGUAUCGCUACUUUGCGUACGACUGCGAGGCGUUCUUCCCUACCAUCUCCCGUGGGCCUAUGAAGAAUGUGGAUGAAAUCAUCUGCGACUCGCGUUACUCAGACAUCGAGCCAUCCACAGAGGGGGAGGUCAUCUUUCGUGUUUUGGAUCCAGCGUUUAAAAUUGACGAUCCCUACAGCUCCAGGAUUCAAAACUUGUUGAAGAUCACCAACCUGCGAGUGAACUUCUUGAAGCUGCACACACUAGGGGACAACCUUCUGGACUCACGCAGGGAGAUCAAGGAGAAGUAUUAUUACGCAUUAUAUGACAUGGUGGUUCGUGGGAACUGCUUUUGCUAUGGCCACGCCUCUGAGUGUGCUCCAGUUGACGGUGCCGGAGAGGAUGUUGAGGGCAUGGUUCACGGACAUUGCGUGUGCAACCAUAACACCAUGGGCCUGAACUGCGAGAAGUGCAAGGACUUUCACCAUGACUUAGCCUGGAGGCCAGCUGAGGGUCGCAAUACCAAUGCCUGCAAAAAGUGCAACUGCAACCAGCACUCAUAUUCAUGUCACUUUGACAUGGCUGUAUACAAAGCCACGGGCAACGUAAGUGGAGGAGUGUGUGACGACUGCCAGCACAACACCAUUGGCCAAAACUGCGAGCAGUGCAAGCCCUUCUUCUUCCAGCACCCUGAGAGGGACAUCCGUGACCCCAACAUCUGCGAGCCCUGCAGCUGCGACCCGUUGGGUUCCCUCGACGGCGGGAUUUGCGAUCGAAUGACAGACGUGGUGUCGGGCCUCAUUGCCGGGCAGUGCCGCUGCAAGGCCAACGUGGAAGGCGAGCGCUGUGACCAGUGCAAGCAGGGCUACUAUGGGUUCAGUGACGAUCCACUAGGCUGUCAGGAAUGCACCUGCAACCCCUUGGGCACUAUUCCCGGAGGAAGCCCCUGCAAUACAGACACUGGAAGCUGUUACUGCAAGCGACUUGUGACUGGCAGAAACUGUGACCAGUGUCUGCCACAGCACUGGGGGCUCAGCAAUGACAUGGAUGGCUGCCGGCCGUGCGACUGCGAUCCAGGCGGAAGCGUUAAUAAUGACUGCUCUGUUAUGACUGGACAGUGUCAUUGCCUUGAGCAUGUAUUCGGCCGCCAGUGCAACCAGGUGGAAUCUGGCUUCUACUCAAUUGACCUGGAUCACUACACAUAUGAGGCGGAGCACUCCAAGUUCAGCCCGGGUGUGAGCCUCGUCCAGAGAGUUCAUCCCCAAGACAGGACUCCGACUUGGACUGGAACAGGGUUUGCAAGUGUCCCCGAAGGUGGAUAUCUGGAAUUCAACAUUGACAACAUUCCCAGCUCAAUGGAGUAUGACAUCCUGAUCCGCUAUGAGCCUCAGCUGCCCGACCAGUGGGAGGAGGCACUUACAACGGUGAUCCGACCCAGUGCCAUCGCAGUGGACAGCCCUUGUUCUAACACCAUAGUAGAUGAUGACAACCAGAUGGUGUCACUUCACCCUGGCUCCAGAUACGUUGUCCUGCCGAGGCCAGUGUGUUUUGAGAAAGGACAGAACUACACCAUUCGAUUGAGUUUGCCGCUCUACUCCACCCUGGUUCACGUUCAGUCUCCCUAUACACUCAUUGACUCCAUUGUGCUAAUACCCCACUGCAAGAGCCUGGAGAUCUUUUCUGGGACAGAAGGGGGCAAUGUUGUGACCAACAGUGCCUGGGAUACAUUCCAGCGCUACCGCUGCCUGGAGAACAGCCAGAGUGCGGUGAAGACACCCAUGACUGAUAUUUGCAGAAGCUACAUCUUCAGUGUGUCUUCAUUGCUGCACCAAGGGGCACUGGUCUGCCAGUGUGACCCGCAGGGCUCCCUGAGCACCAUUUGUAACCCCAGUGGGGGGCAGUGCCCGUGCCGCCCCAACGUGGUGGGAAGGAACUGUGAUAAGUGCGCCCCGGCAACCUUCCUGUUUGGACCCACCGGCUGCAGGCCAUGCGAGUGCAACUCUCAGGGUUCCCUGAACCCAUUCUGUGAAGAGGAGACUGGACAGUGCCGAUGUGUGUCAGGGGCCUAUGGGCGCCAGUGUGACCGCUGCCUCCCGGGCCACUGGGGCUUCCCGCACUGCCGGCCGUGCUCAUGCAAUGGCCACGCGGAGCAAUGUCACCCCCAGACUGGCGAGUGCUUGGGCUGCCGGGACCACACAACCGGGCACAGCUGUGAGAGGUGUUUGAGUGGCUACUUCGGGGACCCGCUGCUGGGGUCCGGGGAUCACUGCCGACCCUGUCUGUGUCCCGAUGGGCCAGGCUCUGGCCGACAGUUUGCUAGAGAUUGCUACCAGAGGCCAGAGGGCUAUCAGGUGUUCUGUGUCUGCAACCUAGGGUACAAAGGUCCUAGGUGCGAGGAAUGUGCCCCUGGUUUCUAUGGAAACCCUCAUGAGGUGGGUGGGCAGUGCCUGCCAUGUGAGUGCAACAACAACAUUGACAUGCUGGACGCAGGCUCCUGCGAUGCUCGCACAGGCGUGUGCCUCAAGUGCCUGUACCACACAGAGGGAGAGUCCUGCCACCGCUGUAAGCCGGGAUACCAUGGAGAUGCGCUUGCCCAGAGCUGCAGGAAGUGCAUGUGUAACUCCCGGGGCACCAGGAACGACAGCUGCCCUUUGUCCCGGGAGUGCCACUGUGACCACUCCAGCGGGCAGUGCCCAUGUCUUCCCAAUGUCAUGGGCCAGAGCUGCGACCAUUGUGCUCCUGAUACAUGGAACCUUCCCAGCGGCACCGGGUGCGAGCCGUGUGACUGCGACCCGAAGCACUCGUUCGGAAUGUCCUGUGACACUCUGACAGGCCAGUGCUCCUGCAAGCCUGGGUUUGGGGGGAGAACAUGCCGUGAAUGCAGAGAGCUGUUCUGGGGUGACCCUGAGGUGAAGUGCCACGCCUGUGACUGCGACCCACGGGGCAUCAUCCAAGAGCAGUGCCACAAGAUGACAGGCCGCUGCGUCUGUGUCGAAGGCGUGGCCGGAUCCAGGUGUGACACUUGUGCCAGGGGCUACUCGGGUGAGUUCCCCAACUGCGUGCGCUGCCACGAGUGCUUUGCUGAGUGGGACCAGGUAAUCGGUGACCUGGCCAAUAAGACCCAGCAGCUGGUGAAGAAAGUGGACACCAUCAGAGUCAGCGGCCUCACCGGACCCUACCAGGAAACUAUAAGUAAAAUGGAGAAGAGUGCUAACACCAUACGAGCCAUCCUGGCUGAGCAUCCAGCAGCCCAGCCUCUCACCGAGAUCCAGGAGCUGCUGCAGCAAGCCACACAAUUGGUGACAGAGAUGACCAACAAACUGAAUACCACAGAAGAAAUCUUCUCGCAGAUCUCAGCAGACAGCAACAGCACGGAUAUUAAGCUGGACUCCGUCACUGAGGAUUCUCAGAAGCUGGAAAGAAUGGUGAAGGAGCUACAAGACCAGGUGGAGUUUGUGAAGAAUUCUGAUGUGCGCGGAGCGAUGGAUAGUAUUACAAAGUACUUCCAGCAAUCCAUGGAUGCCGAAGCCCGCGUGAAUGCCUCCACCAGUGACCCAGACAGUGCAGUCCAGCAGUCGGCUUCGCUGCGCCAGCUCACGGAGGAUAGGAUGAACAAAACAAGGCAGCAGUUUGAGCAGAACCAGGAGGAUCAUGCCAGGAGACUGGACAAUCUUGCUGGAGAGCUGCAAUCUCUUGAUCUGUCAGCACUCAGUGACAAGAUGUGCGGUCCUCUAGAAGGACCAGAAUCCUGUGCAGAUUCACCCUGUGGGGCCCUGAGCUGUCAGAACGAGGACGGAACUAGGAGGUGUGGCGGAGAAGGAUGUGAUGGUUUGGUCACCCUGGCACAUAACACCUGGCAGAAGGCCAAGGACUUUGACAGGGAGAUCCACAGUGCCCUUGAGGAGGUGGACAAGCUCUCCAAGAUGGUGUCUGAGGCCAAGGUGAAGGCUGAUCAUGCGAAAGCCAGCGCUCAGGAUGUCCUGCUCAAGAGCAAUGAGACCAAGCAGCGUGUGGAUCAGAGCAACGAGGAGCUGCGCUUGCUCAUCCAGCAGAUCCGAGACUUCCUUACUCAAGAUGGCGCAGACCCAGACAGCAUCGAAGCGGUGGCCACUGAGGUGCUGCAGAUGCAGUUGCCCACAACGGCAGCCCAGCUGCAGAACCUUACCGAGGAGAUCCGGGAGCGUGUGGACUCCUUGACGGAGGUGGAGGUGAUCCUGGACCAGAGUGCAUCAGACAUCCAGCAGGCCAAAGCUCUACUGCAUGAAGCUCGCAAGGCCAGCAAAGAGGCCAUGGAUGUGAAGGCCACAGCCAUGAUGGUGAAGGAGGCACUGGAGGAGGCGGGCCGUGCUCAGGGUGCAGCAACCGAAGCCAUCCAACAGGCCAAGAGUAACAUUCAGGGCACCCAGGAUCUUCUGACCUCGAUGGAGUCAGAGACGGCAGACUCUGAGUAUAAACUGAGCAGCGCCACCCAGAGGCUUGUACAGCUAGAACAGGAUAUGGCUCUGAUAAAACAGAAAACCACGGAAAAUAUCGUCCGCACUGAGGAGACAGAACAAUCUGCUGAAAGAAUCAACCAGGAGGCUGAACAAGUGAAACAGGCACUGGAUACGGAGCUGAAGGACAAGUACAACUCAGUGGAGGACUUGAUUGAACAGAAGGCAGGGGGCGUGGCCAGUGCCAAGAAGAGGGCGGAGCAGCUGCAGCAGGAGGCCAAAGAGCUGCUUUCACAGGCCAGCAGCAAGCUGCAGCAGCUGAAAGAUUUAGAGAAGUCCUAUGAAGUAAACCAGCAUACACUGGAGGCCAAGGCAGCUGAACUGGUGGAACUGGAACGAGCAAUUAGGGAGCUGCUCAAUGACAUCAGUCACAAGGUUACAGUGUACAGCACCUGUCUCUUCUAAACAAAGGCCAAUGGCUUAAACAAGAUAACCCAAAGAAGUAGUACACUCCAAAAAAAAAAAAAAAAUCACCUAAUGCAAGGUGAUAAGAAGUAUCUUCAAAUUAUUUUAUACUGAAGUCCAAAUGUUUUUAUACUGACAACCAAAGUAAUUUUUAUAAACCUUAUGAAACACAUCAUGUAAGAGAGAUGAGUGAAUGUAAAACAUAUGCAAUUUUUUAAGCAUGAGACUGCAAUUCUGUUUUUAUUGAACAUUUAAAAAAUGCUAUGUAAGAAAAAGACUGAAUACACGUUGGCACCAAA
Messenger RNA from Scleropages formosus (Asian bonytongue), 6430 nucleotides. Its product is annotated as laminin subunit beta-1-like. Gene Ontology annotation, cellular component: laminin trimer. Gene Ontology annotation, molecular function: integrin binding; structural constituent of synapse-associated extracellular matrix. The transcript has 32 exons. Gene Ontology annotation, biological process: basement membrane assembly; tissue development; animal organ morphogenesis. NCBI's taxonomy places the organism in Eukaryota, Metazoa, Chordata, Actinopteri, Osteoglossiformes, Osteoglossidae. The record is from RefSeq and is a predicted model, not a curated record. Bases 1032 to 6131 code for a protein of 1699 amino acids.